Molecule: messenger RNA, 1924 nt
Organism: Agrilus planipennis (emerald ash borer)
Lineage: Eukaryota; Metazoa; Arthropoda; Insecta; Coleoptera; Buprestidae
Product: von Willebrand factor A domain-containing protein 8
Exons: 10
Coding region: 125-1924 (599 amino acids)
Cellular component (GO): cytoplasm
Molecular function (GO): ATP hydrolysis activity; ATP binding
Source: RefSeq, a predicted model, not a curated record
UUAGUUUAGGUGACCUAACCUUUGUACUCAACCUUGAUAAAAUUACAUUUAAACAAGGUUUUUUCAAACUUACUUGACGAAAUGUAUGGUUAUUUUGUGAAACUUUGUUUAAGAAGCAGAUACAAUGAGAAAUUAUUUUGGAAUACACAAAUCAACAUAUCAUUUUACAAAUUACAGGCAGCACAAAAUUACCUAUAUUUGCACAAAACAGUACUCUUCUGAUGUUAAAAUUACCUUAGGAAAUAUUACAAAAGUAGUUAAACUUCCCAAGAAUCCUCAAUAUGUACCUCAGUCUUACUUACAAGAAAACUGUGGUCAAAGCACAUUACAUCAUUUAAGAUGGAUGAUGCAGAAGGAUAUUUUAGGACAGGAUAUUUUCCUGUUAGGCCCCCCUGGUCCAAAGAAACGAAAUAUUGCUAUGCAGUAUUUAGAACUAACUAGCAGAGAAGUAGAAUACGUUGCCUUGAGUAGAGACACAACAGAGUCUGAUUUAAAACAAAGAAGAGAAAUAGCAUCUGGAACAGCCAAAUAUUUUGAUCAGAGUGCUGUUAGAGCUGCCACACAGGGUAGUGUUUUGGUGCUAGAAGGCAUUGAGAAAGCUGAGAGAAAUGUGCUCCCAGUAUUAAAUAAUCUUUUAGAAAAUAGAGAAAUGCAUUUAGAAGAUGGUAGACUACUUAUACCUGCUUCUCGUUAUGAUAAGUUAUUACAGGAACAUGGUAAAGAGGAACUUGACAAAUGGAAAUUGGUAAGGGUCAGUGAAGAUUUUCGUGUAAUAGCUCUAGGACUUCCUGUUCCAAAGUAUAUUGGAAAUCCAUUGGAUCCCCCUUUAAGGUCAAGGUUUCAAGCCAGAAAUGUAGAUGUAGACACUUACCAGGAAUAUCUUUCGUUGCUUAAAGAUAUAGCACCCACCCUCCCAUUUCAAAAAAUCGAAAGCCUUGUUUCGGCAGCUUUUGCUUUAAAUAGCAAAGAAAGUUUAGCAAUGGGUUUACCCGAUUUUCCUGUUGAAAAUUUAAAAUUUGCCGUCAAAAUAUUGGAAAACAACCCCGGUGUAACAGUUCACGACGUAAUUUCUUAUUUAUAUCCAUAUUACCUUCUUCCAAAGUCGAGUAUUAAAUCUGUAGAGAUACUACUGGAGCAAUUUAAAAUAAUGUCAAAAAAUAAACAAACAAUUUCAUUAAGUAAUUUAAGCCAGAGUUUUAAGAACCUCCUUAAGAAUAAAGAAACCAAAACCUUUAUUGAAACACCAUAUCAACAACAAAUAUUAGAAAAAAUGUUGCAAAGCACAAAAGUGACUGAUUUGUGUGUGAUAGGACCCAAAGGCUGCGGCAAAAGCAUUUUAACUUCUCAACUUUCAAAUCUUGUGAACAAAGACACGGAAGAUAUAGUUUUAUAUCACGAUAUGACUUCCAGAGAUUUGAUACAACAAAGAACUACCCUUGAAAAUGGAGACACUGUAUGGAGAUUUUCUCCACUAAUAACAGCGGCUUUGGAGGGCAAAAUUGCCGUACUUGACGGUAUUCAUAGGAUACAUUCAAGCACACUUUCUGUAUUGCACAGACUUGUACACGAUAGAGAAUUACAACUUUAUGAUGGCAAACGUUUGAUUAGUUCUGAGAAAUAUGACAAAAUUAAAGAAAACUAUGGUCUUUCUGACGAACAACUUCAUGAAAGCGGUAUUUUAAAAAUUCAUUCCGGUUUCCAAAUUAUAGCUCUAGGGGAGCCCCCGACGACUCAAGGCGUAACCAACUGGUUAACUCCAGAAGUAAUCAGUUUGUUUUUGUUUCAAGAAGUCAGGCCUUUACUGAAACAAGAAGAAACCGAAAUAAUAUCAAAAGCAUUCGGGCCGAUAUGUAAUUCAAUGAAACAGUUGAUAGAAUUGGGAUGUAAAUUGAAGAAGUAUCGUCGUGAUACUGCAAAACUAUAA